AUGAACGGGAUCACCGUUCUAAACAGUGCUGGUGAAUCAAUGCAACCGCAUCAAGUCAUCAUGACUUCUUUACCACCUCCUGGGGCCACGAACAAUGUCCAAAGGAUACCAGGGUGGGUUUCGAAUCAUCAUAUCCUUCCUGGACAGCAACCUUCUGCUUCCUAUCAGUAUUCUACACAAGCCGUUGAUCCACAAAGCCAACUCUCAUCAAGCGUGGUCAGCAGUAAUCAAGCACAGGUUUCAUUCGUUUCAGAUACGCCUCAAGGGCAAGGAAAUACUGGCAAACCCCAAAAGAAGUCUGGCAAGAAGAAGAAGAAGAAGGGGUUCUCACAAGAGUCAAAGGAACAACAUAAUCGUGAGCGGAAUCGAGAACAUGCAAGGUCCACAAGAAUGCGAAAGAAGGCAUAUGUACAAGAGUUGAAAGAGAUGGCUGAUGGGCUUCGAGAAAUUCAAACAACAGAGAUUCGUCAGAAGAGGAAGACUGUUCAGAAGAUGAUGGAUGUCAAAAAGUCCCGAAGGAGAUUAAUUCAAAGAGUCCUCGGGUUCCAUGCAGAAUAUGAGAGCGAUCCCAAUAAGUGGAGGGCGGUCGUGGAAGAAUCCUUUUGGUUCAAGCAACCAGUCACACCAUUUCGAUCCUUUCGUCGCUCCGAAGUUGAGAAAGAUUGUCGCAUUGUUCGUGGUAUUGACGCAAUGAUAUGUGAUGCUGCCAGUCUUUCAGUAAUGGUGGAGCGAAUCGGUUUCCGCAGUGCUCGUUGGCAUCAGAUCAAACGCCGGAAGGUUGCUGAUAAGUUGACGCAGACAUCACACAUACAUAUUAAUAACGAUGUCUCUAGAGAGACCGAGUCCAGUCUUUCUGGUGAGUCGAGUACGGAUGGAUCAAACGCAGGCUCUUGGAGUGACAAUGUCAAGCGAAAGCGUUCAUCGAAUGAGCCCAAUCGCUGGACCAAUCCACAAACUGAUUCCGCAAGAGUCAUCUCGUCUAGUGACAGUGGUGGUGAAAUGAAGACAACCAUGUCGUUUGGCAAAGAAGCAUCCUCUUCCGAGGAAUCGAAAACAGCCGAAGCAAGUCAGUAUGCCGGAGAUUAUCAAGCCCAGAAGCGUCAAAGAACCACCACCAACACACCUGGAACUGCGAACCAAGCUCAACAAGAACUGAAUCCUCCUCUCCCUGGAGGUGUAGUCCAUCAAGUGAGAGCGAACAACGACGCCCUCCGAUUUGAAGGCGAUAGGGCCAUACCACUCCUCGAUGGGAGGACGCCAUCCUAUUUACCACAUGCAAAUGGCUCUCUUUUUGGUAUUGACAAUGAAAUUGGAUGUUAUUAUGCUGUCAACGAGGACGAUAUGGAGGCCGUUGAGGAUUGCCUAAUGUGUCCCUUCACUUUUCGCUCCAAGAAUGCAGUCCUCUGUGGAGCUCUUGCCGACUGUGUCAUGCCUGGAAUGCUACGUGCCACUUUUUCCCCUAGCAAUAAGGUCCAAAGUAUUGAGAUCAUCUUUGAUGCGAUGGGAUUUAUGCAACAACUAGAUGGAGCCAAUGGCGGCGAUGUCAAUGCACAAGUCAUACCGGGAAGUUUGGAAAUGGCACUGAUGCAUUGUGCCUAUGAAGCUCGAGUGCUUACGGAAGCUAGACCACCUUAUGCAAUUGUCCAUGUCAAUGAAGCGUGGACCAACUUGACAAAAUAUUCGCAGAUGGAAGUGGAAGGACAGAGUCUGCUUCCUUUGAUUGAAGGAGGCGAUACUGACCCAAAUGCUGGGAUACGGGAGGGACGGCCUAUUCAUCGACUGGAGUCUGUGGCACAGGGAAGAGCUGCUUGUUCCACCAAUGUUCACUACGACAAGAACGGAAACUCCUUUAUCGAUUUCAUGUCAUCUUAUCCGCUGACAAAUGCUUCGGAUGAAAUCAGUCAUAUCUUGCACAUUAGUAACGAGCUUCCCAAGAUAUCUCCAAUACUUUCAUAA
This is a messenger RNA of Cylindrotheca closterium, 1956 nucleotides long. The record is from the annotation of a GenBank genome assembly. NCBI's taxonomy places the organism in Eukaryota, Bacillariophyta, Bacillariophyceae, Bacillariales, Bacillariaceae.